AUGGCCCUAAACCUCCUCCAAGCCAACAUCAACCACUCCGCCAGAGCUCAGGACCUCCUGUUCCAGAGCAUGGCGGAGUGGAAGAUACAUGUGGCGGUGGUGUCCGAGCCCUACCGGGUUCCGUCUGGGGACGAAUGGAUAGGGGAUUUGGACGGGCUAGUGGCCCUAACGUCCCGGUCCAUCGAAGGCUCUCCGGCCUUCGCGGACGUGGUCCGAGGCCGAGGAUAUGUGGCGGCCCUCGUCGGCGGCAUUCUGGUGGUCGGGGCGUACUUCUCGCCGAAUCGGAGUCUCGCCGACUUCGAGGGAUUUCUCUCCGAAGUCGGCGUCCUGAUCGGCAGAAGUCGCUCCCCCCGGGUGCUCGUCGCCGGGGACCUCAAUGCCAAGUCCUCGGCCUGGGGCUGCCCGGCCACGGAUCCGCGUGGCCGGGAGCUGGAGGAUUGGGCGACAGAGACCGGUCUCGUGGUCCUCAACCGGGGGUCGGUCAACACAUGCGUGCGGCGCCAAGGCGGCUCCAUUGUGGAUGUCGCCUUCGCCGAUGGCGUCCUUGCGCGCCGUGUUAGCGGCUGGCGGGUGGUCGAGGACGCGGAGACGCUUUCGGACCACCGUUACGUGAGGUUCAGCAUCUCCGCGUCCCCGUCCAACCUGGUCGGCCCAGACCGGCUCCCGAGCGGGGAGGGUCCGCGGUGGUCUCUGUCGCGGAUGGACCGGGACUUUUUAGUCGAGGCCGCCCUUGUCGAGGCGUGGUUUUCUGCGCCUCGGGAGGACGUCGUCGAGGUCGGUGUGGAGGCAGAACGGUUAGGCGCGGCCAUGACGCGAAUUUGCGACGGGGCAAUGCCCAGGGUCCGCUCCGUCCCGUCCAGGCGGCCGGUGUACUGGUGGACCGCCGAGCUCACGCAGCUGCGCAGCUCCUGCGUGGCGGCGAGGCGCCGGUACACCCGCUGCCGUCGGCGGAGACGGCGGGACCCCAUUGAGGAAGAGCGGUUCUACUCCCUCUACAGAGGGGAGGUCAAGGCCCUCCGGGCGGCUAUCGGCGCGGCGAAAGACCAGGCGUACAGCGAGAUGCUGGAGGCUCUGGAUGGUGACCCAUUCGGGAGUCGGGUCCCGAGUGCCACCAUUGCGCGUCCGGCGACGUGGACACGGCAGAGCACACGCUCGCCGUGUGCACGGGCUGGGACGCGCAACGCGCCACGCUCACUGGCGCAAUAG
Messenger RNA from Papilio xuthus (Asian swallowtail), 1206 nucleotides. RefSeq lists its product as uncharacterized. The transcript has 2 exons. Bases 1 to 1206 code for a protein of 401 amino acids. Gene Ontology annotation, molecular function: catalytic activity. The record is from RefSeq and is a predicted model, not a curated record. Lineage: Eukaryota; Metazoa; Arthropoda; Insecta; Lepidoptera; Papilionidae.